AGUUCCCUUUUAAAAAUGGACAGAAACGUUUUGAAUUUAUCAUUUGAGGUAGCUAACACGUCUGCGAAAAGAAUGCAAGUAUUAAACUUCUUAAAACAACAUUUUUUUCUUGACGAACCCAUCGUUGAAGCAUCAAAACUCUACGAGGACGAACAAGGUUUAAAAGAACUCGAAAAUUACACCAAGGCUUUAAUUGACGAUGAUUUAUCUUUAAUCGUUUCGGAUUUGACAAGUAAAGAAAUCGCGGGCGUUGCUGUGAUUAGUGUAAAAUAUAAAAAUCAAAGUAAAUCAGUGCAAAAAAUUAAAUCAAAAAAAUUUGAGAGAGUAGCAAAAUUUUUGGAGCACUUAGAAAAUGAGGCUAAAACUUUCCAAAGAAUUGAUAACUUAGAAAAGGCGAUCUCUUUAGAUAUGUUAUCAGUUAAUCCGAAUUAUAGAGGAAAAGGACUGGCUAAAAUUAUGAUUGAGAAAGUCAUCAAUUUUGCGAAAGAAAAAGGGUUUAAAUUGAUUCGAAUCGAUUGUACAAGUUUAUUUAGUACAAAAGCAGCGUUAAAUCUAGGUUUUGAAAGUGUUUACAGAAUAAAGUAUGCUGAAUAUAAAGACGAUGGAGAAAUUGUCUUUAAAAUCAACGAAAACCAUCCUCAUCAAGAAGCUAACGCUAUGCUACAAAUAAUUAAUAUAUGAGUUAAUCAAUAAAAUUUAAUAUGUUAUAUUCAAA
Messenger RNA from Onthophagus taurus, 715 nucleotides. RefSeq names its product arylalkylamine N-acetyltransferase 1-like. The record is from RefSeq and is a predicted model, not a curated record. Gene Ontology annotation, molecular function: N-acetyltransferase activity. Lineage: Eukaryota; Metazoa; Arthropoda; Insecta; Coleoptera; Scarabaeidae.